Messenger RNA from Passer domesticus (house sparrow), 1084 nucleotides. It is a transcript of the gene PLPBP, whose product is annotated as pyridoxal phosphate binding protein. The transcript has 8 exons. Gene Ontology annotation, molecular function: pyridoxal phosphate binding. NCBI's taxonomy places the organism in Eukaryota, Metazoa, Chordata, Aves, Passeriformes, Passeridae. Gene Ontology annotation, cellular component: intracellular anatomical structure. The record is from RefSeq and is a predicted model, not a curated record. Bases 61 to 876 code for a protein of 271 amino acids.
GCGAUCCGAUUGGCGGAGAGCGGGGGCGGGGCGGGUGUGUGGCGGAAGCGGCGGGAGGGGAUGUGGAGAGCGGGCAUGGCCGCCGGGGACGGGCUGGGCCCGGCGCUCCGCGCCGUCACCGAGCAGGUGCAGCAGGCGGCGGCGCGGCGGCCGCAGGGGCUCCCGGCCGUGCAGCCGCGGCUCGUGGCCGUCAGCAAGACCAAGCCGGCAGAGAUGGUGAUGGAGGCCUACAGCCACGGGCAGCGCAGCUUCGGGGAGAACUACGUUCAGGAGCUGCUGGAAAAGGCAUCAGACUCCAGGAUUCUCUCAUCCUGCCCAGACAUCAAGUGGCAUUUCAUUGGCCACCUGCAGAAGAGCAAUGUCAACAAGCUGAUCGCUGUCCCAAACCUGUUCAUGCUGGAAACAGUGGAUUCUGUGAAACUGGCAGACAGAGUCAACAGCUCGUGGCAGAAAAAAGGAUCACCCCAGAAGCUGAAGGUCAUGGUGCAAGUUAACACCAGCGGGGAGGACAGCAAGCAUGGCCUUGCCCCCGGGGACACCACGGCUGCUGUGGAGCACGUCAUCAACAAGUGCCCCAGCCUGGAAUUCGUGGGGCUGAUGACCAUCGGCAGCAUCGGGCACGACCUCAGCAAGGGGCCAAAUCCUGACUUCCAGGUGCUGCUGUCCCUGAGGCAGGAGGUGUGUGAGAAGCUGAACCUGCCCCUGGACAAGGUGGAGCUGAGCAUGGGCAUGUCCACGGACUUCCAGCACGCAAUAGAGGUUGGAUCCACAAACGUCAGGAUCGGGAGCACUAUUUUUGGAGAGAGGGAUUAUUCCAACAAAGCCCCCGCUGGGGGUGGAGGCCAGCCAGAGGCUGUGACAGUGCAGGGGCACUAGAGGGAAGACAAGUGGCCUCAGCAGAGGAGAGACCUCGCCGUGGGAGACCUCACUAUGCAUUUUUACCUCCCUCCGUGUGGGCACCCAUCGUGAUGGUGAGAGGGAAUUCCUCGGAGCAGAGGCCGGGAUGCCUCGUGAUCAUUGUGAUUAUAGAGUACCCCUAGAAACUGGAGAUCUUCAUAACCAACAAGGAAAUCGAGGGUUGGAA